CAUUUCGAACAAUUAGUAAGUGACAUAUUCGUAUACGACCUACUGUUAGAAGUUUAUCAGAGUUUAAAUUUUUAUGUGAAUCUCUCUUUACAAAAUGACGUAAAUAUCUCGAUAUAUAUGUCAAAAAUUAACUUUCGUUAUCAAUCAACUCAUAACUUCAUCGAAAUUUUUCGUUUCACACCAUGAACAACCACCCAUUUAUUUUAAACAGUACCAAUGUUAUUGAUGAAUCAUUUUUUACAGCAACCCCAACAUUUGUGAACGGUCAAAACGUUUUCGUAUCUCAAGAAAAACAAAGAAAAUUAUUUGAUACUUUGAGUACUACCAUAACAGGAACACCACAAUCCUCCGGGUAUCCCCAAUUUUAUUCAGGGAAUUACAUCCAAGCCGAACGAUAUUACGGUCCUCACGGGAUCGUUUACUCUUUCCCAUCAACACAUCCUAAUCCACAAAUAAACCGGUGGUCUGGAAAUUCUUAUCCUCUAUCACCGAAUGUAUUAAGAACCGAUUUACCUAAUUCUUCGAGUCCCUCUUACCCCAUAACUUAUCCAGGAAUGGGUUUAAGGUCGCCAGAAUAUCAAGAACAAUUAGCACAGAAUCCGUUUUAUUUUCAAGCACAGCAAUUACCUGCGUAUAAAUUUAAAUUCCAUUUAAAUGAAAGUACUUCUUGUUCGGAUUUGUUAAAUACUAAUAACCAAGUACCCGGUUUUCGUAAGUAUUGUUGCCGUUUAUAAAAAUGAAAUUUCCGCUCAUAUCAAACACUUGGUGAAGAUUUUGAUUCUUAAAUGUUUCUUUUAGAAGGAACUCCUGAUUUUCAAAAUCUCGCCGGUAUUAUGUAUCAACAAGGAUCCCACAUUCGAUAUCAAGGUACAUAUUUAAAAACUAUUUUUUUCCCAAUUUUUACAUUCUUUUGACAGAUUGCAAAGUCAUAGAAAUAUGUG
Molecule: messenger RNA, 941 nt
Organism: Diorhabda carinulata
Lineage: Eukaryota; Metazoa; Arthropoda; Insecta; Coleoptera; Chrysomelidae
Exons: 3
Coding region: 183-734 (183 amino acids)
Source: RefSeq, a predicted model, not a curated record